GCGCUCGAGGCAGUUCUCUGACGUAUUUCCGUAGCGCCAGGGAAGAGGGAAGUCGUGGUGGUCGCGGGGAAGCGGGGAAGAUGGUGGUCACCAGAUCUGCACGGGCUAAGGCCGGCAUCCACGCCGCGUCGGCUGAAAGUUCCGGGCAGAAGAGUUCUGCUGCUAAUGAGAUUGAAGCACAUCCAGAAAGUAGUACUGGAUCUGAUGACCGAACUACUGCUGAGUCACAGACCACUGGGAAACAAAGCUCAAUCCCUAGAACUCCUAAAACUACAAAGAGAAAGAGCAGAACUACAGGCUUACUACCAGAGGGGACUGAACCAUUUACAGAUGGUGAGACCUCCGAGGCAGAGUCAAAUUAUUCUUAUGUGUCUGAGCACCAUGAUACCAUUUUAAGAGUAACUAGGAGAAGACAGAUCUUAAUUGCAUGCCCCCCAGUGUCCGGUGUUAGGAAAAAGCUGAAAGUAACUCCAACAAAGGAGCCUUAUACUGAGGAAGUAGUCUCUGAAGCAGAAUCUCAUGAUUCAGGUAUUUCUAGAAUUGUGCUUCCCACAGAAGAAACGAUAGGAACUAGAAGAAGUAAAGCUAAAUCUCUGACAGAUCCAAGCCAAGAAUCUCAUACAGAAGCUUUAUCUGAUACUGAGAUAUCAAGCUUAGACAUUUCAUACUCUGGAAUUGCAACUAGGAGAACAACCAGGAGUAUGCAGAGGAAAUUUAAGGCACGCACUGAAAAGAAAGAUAUUAAGAUUGUACCAGGAAAUGAGAAACAGAUCAUGGGAACACCUGUGAAUUCAGAAGAUUCAGAUACCAGACAUACUUCCCAUUUACAAGCAAGAUCUCUUUCUGAGAUAAAUAAGCCAAAUUUCUGUAAUAAUGACUUUGAUGAUAAUUUCUUCCACAGAAGUUCAGAAAAUAAACUAACAGUGCAAGAACAGGCCAAUGUUGAAUCUGUUAAAGAAGUAAAACAGAAUUGUAAGGAUUUGGAUGAAGAUGCCAAUGGAAUAAUAGAUGAGGGGAAAGAAAUUAAUGAGAAAAGUUCUCAGCUGAAGAAUUUUUCCGAACUUCAAGACACUAGCCUUCAACAGUUAGUUUCUCAGAGACAUUCAACCCCCCAAAAUAAAAAUGCUGUAUCGGUGCACUCUAAUCUGAACUCUGAGGCGGUAAUGAAAUCAUUAACUCAAACAUUUGCAAUUGUAGAAGUAGGCAGAUGGAAUGACAAGAAAAAGAGCCCCCCAAAAGCAAGUGACCUGAUAAAGUUUGGUGAUUGUGGUGGUAGCGAUGAUGAAGAAGAAUCCACAGUUAUAAGUGUCAGUGAAAACAUGAACAAUGAAAGGAAUGUAGAUUUUGAAUGUGAUACCACACUAUAUACCUCUAGACCUAACACAUCUCAGGAUAAAGAUAAUUCUGUCUUAUUAGUUCUCAGCAGUGAUGAAAGCCAACAGUCUGAAAAUAGUGAGAAUGAAGAGGAUACUUUAUGUUUUGUUGAAAAUAGUGGCCAAAAAGAGUCAUUAAGUGGAAACACGGGAAGUAUGUCAUGUGACAAUGCAUUGUUUAUAAUUGACACAACUCCUGGAAUGAGUGCUGAUAAAAAUUUUUACCUGGAAGAGAAAGACAAGGCAAGUGAGGUUGCCAUUGAGGAAGAAGAGGAAGAGGAUGAAAAAAGUGAAGAACAAUCAUCAGACCGUGAUGAAAAUGAAGGUGAAUUUAGUGAUGAAGAAGACUUACUAAAUAACACAAAAGCUAAACUUCUAAAGUUGACAAGCAGCAGCAUAGACCCUGGUCUGAGUAUCAAGCAGUUGGGUGGUUUGUAUAUUAAUUUCAAUGCAGAUAAACUACAGUCUAACAAGAGGACCCUAACACAGAUCAAGGAGAAAAAGAAAAAUGAGCUUCUGCAGAAAGCCGUCAUUACACCUGAUUUUGAAAAAAACUACUGUGUUCCACCAUAUAGUGAAUCAAAGUAUCACCUUCAGAAAAAACGCAGAAAAGAACGACAAAAAACGGCAGGGGAUGGCUGGUUUGGUAUGAAAGCUCCAGAAAUGACAGAUGAACUGAAAAAUGAUCUUAAAGCACUGAAGAUGAGAGCCAGCAUGGACCCGAAAAGAUUUUACAAGAAAAAUGAUAGAGAUGGCUUCCCCAAGUACUUCCAGAUUGGAACCAUUGUUGACAAUCCAGCUGAUUUCUACCAUUCAAGAAUCCCCAAGAAGCAAAGGAAAAGAACUAUUGUGGAAGAACUGCUGGCUGAUUCUGAGUUCAGAAGAUACAACCGAAGGAAGUACUCAGAGAUCAUGGCUGAAAAAGCAGCAAAUGCGGCAGGAAAAAGGUUCCGAAAGAAGAAGAAAUUUCGCAAUUAAGAUUUGCCAUGCAAACUGCAACAUUUUACAUCGCUCCUUUAUUUACUUAAGACUUUUG
This is a messenger RNA of Cebus imitator (Panamanian white-faced capuchin), 2409 nucleotides long. RefSeq names its product deoxynucleotidyltransferase terminal interacting protein 2 (gene DNTTIP2). Gene Ontology annotation, biological process: RNA processing. The record is from RefSeq and is a predicted model, not a curated record. The transcript is spliced from 7 exons. The coding region runs from base 81 to 2351 and encodes 756 amino acids. Gene Ontology annotation, cellular component: nucleolus. Gene Ontology annotation, molecular function: RNA binding. NCBI's taxonomy places the organism in Eukaryota, Metazoa, Chordata, Mammalia, Primates, Cebidae.